Molecule: messenger RNA, 2165 nt
Organism: Vigna unguiculata (cowpea)
Lineage: Eukaryota; Viridiplantae; Streptophyta; Magnoliopsida; Fabales; Fabaceae
Product: protein indeterminate-domain 4, chloroplastic-like
Source: RefSeq, a predicted model, not a curated record
CUUCCUCACUUCGCUGGCAACUUUACCACCCUUAAUUAUUUCCCCUUACAAAAUGCACAACCAUGAGGAGAAGAGGGAAAACAAGAGACACAUGGAUCAAAACACUUGAUUUAUAUAUGCCUUUUGGAGGACAACCUAGCAUGUUAUUAACUAUUAUUUUUAUUCUUCUGUCUAGAUGACACCAAAUGAUUGAGAAAUAACAAGAGGGAGUAGUAUAGUAGCUAAAUUUUAUGAUGAUAAGAAAACAAUAGCCAGAACAUAACUAGACAAAGAAAGCAGGGAAAAUAUCAAACAUACUUCAGCAGCAGAAGGAUAUUCGGAUAUCUGAUAGGUUUUACUUUUGGUUCAGAUAUUAGUUCCAGAUUUGCAAAAAAGUUAUGGCGGCAGCUUCCUCAUCCACUCCAUUCUUGGGAAUCAGAGAAGAAAGCCCUCAGAUUACAGCACAGCAUCAACCUUCCACUGUGGCUCCAAUCACAGUGCCUCAAAAGAAACGGAGGAAUCAACCUGGAACACCAAAUCCAGACGCAGAGGUGAUAGAACUAUCUCCCAAGACCCUAAUGGCAACAAACAGGUUUAUAUGUGAGGUGUGCAAUAAAGGAUUCCAAAGGGAGCAAAACCUACAGCUUCACAGAAGAGGACACAACCUUCCUUGGAAGCUAAAGCAGAAGAGUACAAAAGAGCAAAAAAGAAAGGUUUAUCUUUGUCCCGAGCCCACCUGUGUCCAUCAUGAUCCUUCAAGGGCUUUGGGAGACCUCACUGGGAUCAAGAAGCACUACUCUCGCAAGCAUGGUGAGAAGAAGUGGAAGUGUGAAAAGUGCUCAAAGAAAUAUGCUGUUCAAUCUGAUUGGAAAGCACAUUCUAAGACUUGUGGCACUAGAGAGUACAGAUGUGACUGUGGCACUCUCUUCUCUAGGCGUGACAGUUUCAUCACUCAUAGGGCGUUCUGCGAUGCUCUAGCACAAGAGAGUGCAAGAUUCCCCAGUAGCUUAAACCCUUUCGGGACUCAUUUGUUUGGCACAAAUCACACUAGUUUAACCCUAUCCCAAGUGGGUACUCAACUUUCCCAAGUUCAAAAUCAGAACCAAACAACCACUAACAACAUCUUGCGCCUUGGAAGUGUUGGUGCAGCUGUGAAGUUUGAGCACUUGAUUCCACCUCUAAACCAGUCUUCAUUUGGACACUCACCACAAUCAAUGCCUUCUUCAGCUUUCUUCAUGAAUGACAGCACCAAUCAAACAUUGUUUGAAGAACACCAAUCGCAGCAAGGACCAAUAUUCUCAAACAAACAACUCCAUGGCCUAAUGCAGCUCACUGAUCUUCAUGGCAACACCAACAACUCCGAUUCUUCAUCAGUUGCUGCUCCUGAUUCCAAUCUCUUCAACCUCAGCUUCUUCCCUAGUAGCAACAGCACUACCACCAUUAUCUCUGAUCAAUUCAACAACAUAAGUGGCAGUGACCACGGAACAACACCACCACCACCACCACUCUAUGUUAGUAACAACCCUGCAGUAAGUGACCAUGUUGGUUCAGGUUUUUCCUCGCUCUUCGGUGAUUCAUUGGAAAACGUAUCGUCCCCUCAUAUGUCUGCCACUGUGUUGCUUCAAAAAGCGUCUCAAAUGGGUUCAACCACAACCACCAGCGCUUCUUCUUUACUUAGAGGAAUGUGUAGUUCCAAAGCUGAAAAUGGUCACCACCACCACAAUAAUCUUCAAGGGUUGAUGAACUCUAUUGCCAAUGGAAACACGCCCUUGUUUAGGAACAUGCAAGGGAACGAAAACAACCUUUGUGGGUUCCACAACGUGGACGAGUCCAACAAUAAGUUGCCCCAGAAUCUUAGUGUAAACUUUGGAGGUUCUGAUAAGUUGACCUUAGACUUUUUGGGUGUUGGAGGAAUGGUGAGAAAUAUGAAUGGUGGAUUUUCACAGAGAGAACAACUACAACAACAACAACGUGUCAUGGGUACCGAGUUCUUUGGACCUUGACCUCAAGUCAGCACAGCCAAAUCAUCAUUUUGGAAAGUCAACGUUGUAAUAAGGAAAAUAUUAGGCAGAAUGAAAAAAAAAAAAAAAAACAUUAAAGAAAAUGCCUGUUAUGUAUGUAUGGACUUAUUUAAAACUGCUUUGAGAUUAUUUUGUUAUCAAAAAGAAGUCUAAUUGGUAUAUUAA